ACCUGAUGGAAAUAAAUUUCCCGUUCUCAACUUCCCGACAAAAUCCGUCACUCAUGCUCCCAACUCCUCCAACCUUCACUAAAAUGGCGUCCAUGGCCUUCCCCGUUGUUCAAUCUCCUAGAAACUCAACCCCCAUUUUUUCCAGUAACAAAGAGCAAACCCAGAAUUGGAAUGCCUUGAAAUUCGUCAGAGGCAAGAAACUCUUGAAGGAUCUUAGCACUUGGGGCAUUGGUGGCCCUUGCAAUUACUUUGUUCAAGUCUUUCACCAAACCCAUCUGCUUUCUGCCAUCAGAUAUUGUCGUGAGUUUUCCAUUCCAUACGUUGUGAUUGGCAAAGGCUCAAAUUGUCUGUUUGAUGAUCUGGGUUUUGAUGGUUGUGUGAUUCUAAAUCAGAUUGACUUCUUAGAGAGGAUGGAACCUGGAGUUUAUAGGGCUGGUAGUGGUUUUCGAUUUAAUCACUUGGGAAGUCUGAGUUGCAAUGAAGGAUUUACAGGUCUUGAGUUUGCAGCAGGCAUUCCUGGGACUGUAGGAGGUGCAACUUACAUGAAUGCUGGAGCAAAUGGUCAGGAGACUGCCAAUGUUAUUGAAAGCGUAGACAUUGUUACAACUGAAGGAAAUUUUCGGACACUGAACAGAAUUGAUCUCACUUUCGGCUACCGAUCAUCAUCGUUUCAGGACAUGGACAACUUGGCAGCAAUCGUGGCUGCUACGUUCCGGUUAGAGCGCUCAGGGUCAGCUAAGAAAAGGCAACAAGAGCUUUUGAAGAGGCGAAGAGCAACUCAACCAGUAAAUGAACGCAGCGCUGGGUCGGUGUUUCGGAAUCCGGUGAAUUUGGGUGUUUCAGCAGCUGAGUUGAUUGAUAAAGCUGGAUUGAAAGGGUGUAGCAUAGGAGGAGCAAUGGUUUCCAAUAUCCAUGCCAAUUUCUUAGUUAAUAAUGGUGCCUCCACUUCUCAAGACAUGCUCAAUCUCAUUGCUUUGGUGAAGGAUAAGGUUGACAGCAAGUUUGGAGUUGAACUUGAGGAGGAAGUACUCUACUUUCACCCCUACUGGAAUUAUGCCAACUGGGAAAGGUAACCAUUCAUGUAUUUGCUUUCAUAAACCUGGAGAAACAGAGACUUCAGUAGCUCUAAACAAAUUGGUAUUUUCAACAAUAUUGUUAUCAAAUUAUCAUUAAUAAAACAACGCUUGUUCACUGUUAUAA
This is a messenger RNA of Gossypium raimondii (Peruvian cotton), 1200 nucleotides long. RefSeq lists its product as uncharacterized. Lineage: Eukaryota; Viridiplantae; Streptophyta; Magnoliopsida; Malvales; Malvaceae. The transcript has 4 exons. The coding region runs from base 6 to 1073 and encodes 355 amino acids. Gene Ontology annotation, cellular component: cytosol. Gene Ontology annotation, biological process: cell wall organization. The record is from RefSeq and is a predicted model, not a curated record. Gene Ontology annotation, molecular function: FAD binding; UDP-N-acetylmuramate dehydrogenase activity.